AUGGCCUCCCCUCGUCAGCUUGAGAGCAUCCCAGACGGCUGGACCACCGAUCCUGCCGACAUUCAAUUCGAACUGAUCUGGAAAGGCCCUGAAAGUGAAGGCCAGGUCAUGGCAAUGAGGCUCGGGUUGUCACAACCAGAGGUUAUCAUGACCACCGAGCGCGUCACGGGGAAUUCUCUGUGCAUGUUCCAAUCGAGCGAGCGAUUCUAUAUGUGGAACCAGGUGGACGACACGGUCUGGCAAAUUACCAAGCCCACAGAUUUGCUGGACAUAUUCCGAACCAUAACCAACAAGGGAGAAGCAGCACUGGAAUUAGAGGAAAUUGAAUCUGUUCGAGUUGACAAGGAUGAGGAGCACGACGAGUGA
Aspergillus pseudonomiae is the source of this 366-nucleotide messenger RNA. RefSeq lists its product as uncharacterized. The transcript has 2 exons. NCBI's taxonomy places the organism in Eukaryota, Fungi, Ascomycota, Eurotiomycetes, Eurotiales, Aspergillaceae. Bases 1 to 366 code for a protein of 121 amino acids. The record is from RefSeq and is a predicted model, not a curated record.